Alosa sapidissima (American shad) is the source of this 1596-nucleotide messenger RNA. RefSeq names its product F-box and leucine-rich repeat protein 22 (gene fbxl22). Gene Ontology annotation, cellular component: SCF ubiquitin ligase complex. Gene Ontology annotation, biological process: SCF-dependent proteasomal ubiquitin-dependent protein catabolic process. Gene Ontology annotation, molecular function: protein binding. The record is from RefSeq and is a predicted model, not a curated record. Lineage: Eukaryota; Metazoa; Chordata; Actinopteri; Clupeiformes; Clupeidae. The transcript has 2 exons. Bases 527 to 1210 code for a protein of 227 amino acids.
UGUGUGUGUGAGUGUGUGUGUAUGUGAACCCAGGGCCACACAGCACACACACGGCAGCUCACACCACACUGUUGUUGUGGUGAGUCAUCCGAUCAGGACUAACAGAGGCCCAGGACUGGUGCAGCGGAUCCUCAGGACCCUCCAGACAGACCCUCCCAGCCUGACUGCUCCAGGCCCUCAUUCCUGUGGCUCCUGCUGCUGAUCUCUCUGCUCGUGUCCCCGGAGAACUCUCCUCCACCUACCAGCCUUGACCCACUGGCUCCUAGCUGCCCCUGCUGCUGUUGGAGAAGUCCUCUUCACCUCCUACCUCCUGCCAAAUAGCCUCCGUAGCCUUGAAGCCAUCCCAGCCUGACUGCUCAGGGCCUGUGCUGCUGCUGUUGGAAUAGUCCUCUCCACCCCUCUGGCUGGUAGCCUGCCUGGAAGCCUUCCCACCCUGACCGCCAGACUGCACAGGGCUUGCCUGCCUGCGGCUACUUCUGCCAGUGGCCACAGCCUCCCGUCUGUCCGACCGCCUGACCCCAGAACCAUGCACCUGGCGGAGCUGAACACCGAGUGCCUGCUGCACCUCUUCUCCUUCCUGGACAAGGAGAGCCGGCGGAGCCUGUCUCUGAGCUGCCGGCGUCUGCACGAGGUCUUCCUGGAGCCGGGCCUCUGGACACUGCUGCGCUUCGGCUCACCGGCAGAGCUGCGCCGGGACAACUUCGUGCUGGGCGCCGCGCUGCGCCACCUGGCCGUGUGCUGGCACUCCAGCCGUGUCAAGGUGUGUAACGUGGAGGAGUGGAUGAAGAGCAGCUUCCAGAAGGAUCUUUGCAGGGAGCACGAGGGACUGGUCAGCAGCUUCCUGGAGCGUGUCUGCCACAUUUGUCCAAACCUCUUAUCCUUGACCCUGUCUGGCUGUGGCCACAUCACCGACUCUGACAUCACGAUCGUGCUGCGCAGCUGCAGUCGCCUGCGCAGGCUGUGCCUGGAGAACUGCUCGCGGGUGACGGAUGCUACCCUGCGGGCCGCAGCCCUCCAUGGGACGAGCCUGGAGGAGGUACGCGUGGACUUCUGCCGCAACGUGAGCCGCGGCGGGCUGCAGGCGCUGCGGGAGAGCCGACCAGAGCUGGUCCUCGGCGCUGAGCGGAGCGCUGGGAUGAUCCCAGACACCAGGCCUGAGGAGCGGCCACAUGUCCGCAAAGCGCUGCAGAAAGUCUUGUUGUUCGUCUGAGACCCUGAAGCAAGAGUGUCCAAACAACCAAGGCCAGGAACCAAGCUGGGACCAGAGGAGAGAGAGGAGGCUACACCAAGGACUGUUUUGGGAACAAACUAUUUGUUCUAUCAAUAGAGAGGAUUGUUUUUUACAUUUUUUUUGACCAUUUUCUAUGGGACGCCAUGGGAGACAAGUUGUACUUGUAGCCUAGAUGUGUGCUUGUUUGAGUGAGUGAGUCUUUUUUUUCUACAGAUAACCUUUGUAUCAUGUUUAUACUUUUGCAUUGUACUGUUUUGAUUUUGUAUUGUAUUAUGUAUCAUUGUUUGUUUGACAAAGUGCUGAAUUUGAAAGUCUAUUCAUGUUUGUGGUUUUCUAACUUAAAAAAAAUCUGUUGAAUAACUCAU